Mesocestoides corti is the source of this 336-nucleotide messenger RNA. The record is from the annotation of a GenBank genome assembly. Lineage: Eukaryota; Metazoa; Platyhelminthes; Cestoda; Cyclophyllidea; Mesocestoididae.
AUGGGACGGGCGAAUUGGGAACUCGAUUCGCUUCAGCGCGCACACACGCACCACUAUUGUGUCCGCCGUGGCUGUUUCUCGAUUUAUCUCGUCAUGCUUCCCUCCCCCCCUCCCACCCGGCCCAUUCCAGUCCCGUGGCCACGCGCGCGACGAGUCACGUUUUGUCUGCGGACGAUGUCGCGACAGUUACCCUGUCUGCGACCACAAUUAAUUAGCCUACGGACGACCUUGUGGCGUUACUCCACCGCCAUUGGCUCAGCCGACGACCCAAUGGUAAGCGGCUUGGGCGUCGCUACUGAAGGAGCACACGUCCACGAUUGUAUUCGCAUGCUCUAA